AGACAAUACAGUCUCUGUGUUAUGCUACAAAAGGCAAAAUCUCUAAAGCAAACCAAAAGAUCGGAGAUCUAUUAACAAAGCUCUUUUACUUUUCUAUUUUCAAGAACCAUUUUCACCUUCACUUUCACUAAAAGAGUUAGGGUUUCAAAGAGGUGAAGAUGAUGAACAGAGGAAUUUCUGUGGAUGAUUGUCUUCCAAAGUUCUUCAAAGUGUACUUACCUGAUGAUUCCGGAGAUGAUUUGGAAUUACCCAUCUCUUUCAACAGCUUUUUACCAAAGUCGUUGCCUAAAAAUGUAAUUGUUAGAAGCAUUUAUGGAAACAUCUGGAAAGUGGCGUUUAGGAAGUUUUGUGGUGAUAGUGAGAGAUUUGUUAUGGUUAAUGGGUGGAAGAAGAUAGUCAAGGACGAAGAUUUGAAAGGUGGAGAGUUCUUAGAAUUUGAGUUUGAUGGCUCUUGGUGUUUCAAUUUCUGUAUCUAUGGUCGUGCAACGUGUAAAAGGCUUAGAAGUUCAGUGCAAAUCACGGUUCUUGAUGACAAUGAUGAUGGUUUUAAUGAUGAUCAAGAUUAUGGGGAAGAAGUUAAAUCUAGUGAAAAUUUCAUAGUUCUUGAUGAUGAUGAUAUUAGUGAUGUUCAAGAUUAUAAUGAGGAAGAUACAUCUAGUGAAGAUAUUACAGCUCUUGAUGAUGCUGAUAAUGAUGAUAUUAAUGAUGUUCAAGAUUAUGUUGAGGAAGAUACAUCUAGUGAAGAUAUCAUAGUUAUUGAUGAUGAUGAUGAUGAUGAUGAUCAAGAUUAUGGUGACGAUGAUCAUGCUGAUGUUGAGAAAGAAAGAUGGAGAGGAGUCAAAACAGAGAAAAAAAAGAAAGGUAUAAUAGAAACUUUUGUCUUGUGAAGUUAACUGAGACUGAGAGCAUCACUGUCUUUUUAUUUUCUUGCGUAUAAAUUUUGAUAGGUUCUUCUGGAGAGCAUGACAGACAAUAUCUGGAUAAUCACAUGAACCCUUUCUUUACAGUGAACCAGCAUCGGCAAAUAAAAUAUAAUAUGCUGCGCAUACCAACUAAGGUCAUAACGAAGUAUGGCUUACACUUCCCUGAGUUCAUCAAUUUGAUUGAUCCACUCGAGAAAAACUUUGGUAAAUUGAAGAGGAAAGUUAAGGGUCAAACAAUCAAGGGAUUCCGUAGUAUAAUCAGAAGGAAUAAUGUGAAGUUGAAUGACAAGGUGAUUUGUGAGUUAGAAAAGGAGAUGGAUGGUCUUGUUCGAGAAAUCAAGGUCCAUGUUAUAAGAGGAUGAUCUCUUGAUAAGGCUUUAUGCGUUAACUCCAAGACAUUAUCUAUUUUUACUUGAGAGUUUUUAUAUGAGUAGAGUACUUGGUUUUAUGAAUCUUAUUGGUUUUCUCGGAACAUAAUCGAUGUUGAUGCUUUCUAUACACUUCUUGAUUUUGUUUGUUUGUCUGAAACAUGAAGUGCAAAAGACGAUCAACACAGUCUUACAAUAAUAAUGUAUACUAGAGCUAUAGAUUUUGG
Messenger RNA from Arabidopsis thaliana (thale cress), 1518 nucleotides. Its product is annotated as AP2/B3-like transcriptional factor family protein. The transcript is spliced from 4 exons. NCBI's taxonomy places the organism in Eukaryota, Viridiplantae, Streptophyta, Magnoliopsida, Brassicales, Brassicaceae. Gene Ontology annotation, molecular function: DNA binding. Gene Ontology annotation, cellular component: nucleus. The record is from RefSeq and is marked reviewed. Bases 159 to 887 code for a protein of 242 amino acids.